UCCGUUGCGUCACGAAGCAUGCGCCCUGUCAUAAUUCGCUCGUAGAAGAUUGGUCAUAGAUUAAAAUUACAAUAAUCGGGCCAUCGCUCAAGUCAGGUUCUGUGAUAAGUUAAUUUGUCGUGAGUGUGAACUGUUUGGUCUAAUGUGCAUUUAAGUGAAACAAAAUAAAUAUACAAGAUGCUUAUCAAAGAAUACCGUGUCACACUGCCCUUAACAGUCGAAGAAUAUCAAGUCGCUCAACUAUACUGCGUGGCGGAGGUCUCCAAAAACGAAACCGGCGGCGGCGAGGGCAUAGAAGUUAUUAAGAAUGAACCGUUCAAAGACUACCCGUUGCUCGGCGGACCUAGUAACCAGUCUUCAGACAUUAACGGCGGCAAGUUCUCAUCCGGGCAGUACACGUACAAGAUCUACCACUUGGCGUCGAAGGUGCCGGCCUUCAUCAGGCUGCUGGCGCCCAAGGGGUCCCUCGAGGUGCACGAGGAGGCGUGGAACGCUUACCCUUACUGCCGGACUGUUCUUACGAACCCUGGCUACAUGAAGGACAACUUCGUCAUCUGCAUAGAGUCCCUACACUUACCGGACGGUGGUGACCAAAAUAAUGUGCACGAGCUACCACCGGAGAAGUUAAAAAACCGAGAAAUCGUCCACAUCGACAUCGCCAACGACCCGCUCUCGUCGGCCGACUACAAGGCCGAGACGGACCCGACCAAGUUCAAGUCGGCCAAGACCGGCCGCGGCCCGCUGGUCGGGCCCAACUGGAAAGCCGACAUCAAGCCUGUCAUGACGUGCUACAAGCUGGUCACGGCCGAGUUCAAGUGGUUCGGCUUGCAGAGCAAAGUAGAAAAUGUCAUCCACAAAUCAGAACGGCGGUUGUUCACGAUUUUCCAUAGACAAGUAUUCUGCUCCAUGGACGACUGGCACGGCAUGACGAUGGCCGACAUCCGCGCCAUCGAGGACCGCACCAAAGAGGAGCUCGAGCGGCUCAGGCGCGAGGGAGAGGUGCGCGGCAUGCGCGCCGACAACGAGUAGACUGUGAGUGCGUGCGCAGGUCCGCGC
Cydia amplana is the source of this 1056-nucleotide messenger RNA. RefSeq names its product phosphatidylinositol transfer protein alpha isoform (gene vib). Gene Ontology annotation, cellular component: cytoplasm. The transcript has 9 exons. The coding region runs from base 178 to 1029 and encodes 283 amino acids. NCBI's taxonomy places the organism in Eukaryota, Metazoa, Arthropoda, Insecta, Lepidoptera, Tortricidae. The record is from RefSeq and is a predicted model, not a curated record. Gene Ontology annotation, molecular function: phosphatidylcholine binding; phosphatidylinositol binding; phosphatidylinositol transfer activity. Gene Ontology annotation, biological process: phospholipid transport.